This is a messenger RNA of Toxoplasma gondii ME49, 1469 nucleotides long. RefSeq names its product ubiquitin-conjugating enzyme subfamily protein. Lineage: Eukaryota; Apicomplexa; Conoidasida; Eucoccidiorida; Sarcocystidae. Bases 754 to 1221 code for a protein of 155 amino acids. Gene Ontology annotation, molecular function: ubiquitin conjugating enzyme activity. Gene Ontology annotation, cellular component: nucleus. The record is from RefSeq and is a predicted model, not a curated record. The transcript has 6 exons. Gene Ontology annotation, biological process: protein K63-linked ubiquitination; DNA damage tolerance.
CCUCUGGUAUCUGCAUCUGUAGCGCGGGCUGCGCUGCACCUCGUGAAAAUUCUCUCAGCGCCAGUGCUGCUUUGCGAUAGAUCGCCCGCUCCCGUUGGAGCGUUUUUGCAGACAGAGCACAGCCUUUGAUUCUCCCUUCGCCCAGGGGAACCGCUUUCCGCUCCUCCCUUUUCCUCAGAUGUCCACGGUUGAGAAGUCCACAUUUUUCGUCGUUUGCUUUCCCAAUUCGGAAACAGCCGACCUCCCGGCGCGAAAAAGUUCAAAAGCCAAGUGGCGCCGGCGUGCGGUGCGUGUACCAGAGAGAGCCGGUUUGUUUUUUCUUCUCUGCCACCACUCUCUGCGGCAUUUCCUCUCUUCUCUCCUCCGGACCUCGAAUUGUCGAAAGAACGCCGAGGAACACCGUGUUGCCAUCGAACACCUGGGUUUCUGCACUUCUUCCUCCUGCUGAAACUUCCCCUCUCGAGAAACACUCUGUGUGCUGUCGUUUUCUGCCGCGGCCGACUCCACAUUUCACUCGUGAAACUCUGACUUUCCUAGUUGUUGUCGACGUCUCCCUCGUCCCUUUUUUCUGUCGAUUCGGGCGCUUAUCGCGUCCGGUGAGCUGCGCGGUUUAAACUGCUUCCCCAUCUCUUCGAAUUCCUGUUCCGACACGGUCUCCACUUUACCCCGGACUUUUGUUUGCUGGGGCUUCGACGUUACGACGACUUCUCCUGCAAGGAAACCUGGAGCCGGUCUUGUGAUUCUUCGACGAAAAUGUCGAUUCCCAAGCGUAUUGAGAAGGAAACGCAGAACCUCGCCAGCGAACCUCCGCCUGGCAUCACGGCGCAACCAGAGCCGAACAACUACCGUCACUUUAAAAUUCUCAUGGGGGGACCCGUCGGGACGCCCUACGAAGGCGGCCAGUAUAAACUCGAGCUCUUCCUUCCUGAGGCGUACCCCAUGGAACCGCCCAAGGUUCGUUUUCUGACGAAGAUCUACCACCCGAACAUCGACGCACUUGGGCGGAUUUGCCUGGACAUUUUGAAGGACAAGUGGAGCCCCGCUCUGCAAAUCCGCACCGUCUUGCUCUCCAUCCAGGCGCUCCUGUCGGCUCCCGAGCCGGACGACCCUCUUGACACGCGCGUCGCGGACCACUUCAAAAACAACCGCCAAGACGCCGAACUUAUGGCGCGUCAGUGGAAUGAGAUGUACGCGGGACAACAGUCGAUUGUGAUCGACUAGAAGAGUCAGCUCCUCGUCUUAAAAGACGUCAUCUCUUUGUUUUUUUUUCUCUGCCUCUCCGCCUUGCUGUUUUUCGCGUCUGUUGCCAGUGUGGCUGUUUCGUAGGACAGCGGUCUCUGCUUGUUUUCCGUUUCGUGUUGUCUUGAAGGAAUCGAUCAGUUCCGGUCGGUUUCCCUGUCUCUGGCUGCUUUGUUUCAAAACGUGCAAUGACUCGUGUAUCGGCUCUUCGGAAUCUAACUUUCUCGACA